This is a messenger RNA of Fusarium venenatum, 1425 nucleotides long. NCBI's taxonomy places the organism in Eukaryota, Fungi, Ascomycota, Sordariomycetes, Hypocreales, Nectriaceae. The record is from RefSeq and is a predicted model, not a curated record.
AUGGCACCAAGCACUGAUAGUCUGUCACAGACAGGCUCUACGACUACGAUUGUUAGACCGCGGAAACAAAGGCCAAUUGAGGCCACAAAGCUCUCGACCAAGAACCAGACUUUGACCGAUGCAGACGUUUGGGGUCGUGCAGGACUUGGACGGUCGUGGCUGCGUUCUCUUGUUGGAGCUUCGCCGCUGUUUCUUGCACCAAUUGGAUCGAUAUCCAUCUUCAUUACGCUUGCCCAAUACGAAGGAUCAUUCUCACUCUUUACAGCAGCAGUGAAAGAGCAAGGCUUCUGGAAUAUCUGCGCGCAGUACGGGCCUCAUAUCACCCUCAAGGGUAUUGCGGCAGUGGUAUUCUGGCUCGCCGUCCAGGCAGUUCUGUACAUCUUUCUCCCCGGGGAAAACCACCAGGGACAGCUUACACCGGCUGGAUAUCUUCUUGACUACAAGAUCAAUGGCCUCUCAGCCUGGAUCGUGACGCACCUUCUGUACGGCUGCCUCAGCUGGUUCGGGAUUUUGGAUCCUGGUUUCAUACCCCGCAACUGGAGCACUUUGAUUGGGGCUAUGAACUUGGCUGGCUUCGUUAUCUCGGCACUUGCUUUUGUCAAAGCGUACGUGGUGCCAUGCCAUCCAGAAGAUAGAAAGUUCAGUGGAUCCGCUUUAUAUGAUUUUUUUAUGGGAAUUGAGUUGAAUCCACGACUUGGCGAUAAAUUUGACCUCAAGCUGUUCAGCAAUGGUCGCGCUGGAAUGAUGGUGUGGACUUUGAUGAUGGCUUAUCAGUACCAAAAUCAGGGGUACGUUGAGCCAUCACUAAUUCUAGUGACAACACUUCAAACGCUCUACGUGCUGGACUUCUUCAUCAAUGAAUCAUGGUACCUUCGGACGAUCGACAUUGCUCAUGACCACUUUGGCAUGUAUCUGAUCUGGGGCUGCUUUUGCUUUCUGCCGACAACAUACACGAUACAAGGGCAAUACCUUGGCCUUUACCCAUCGUCAGCCUCAACGUCCUACCUUGCAUUCUUCUUUACCCUCGGGGUAGCAGGCUACGUGCUCUUCCGCGUUGUCAAUCACCAAAAAGACAUGGUCCGCCGAACAGGGGGUGAAUGCACCAUCUGGGGUAAGCCGGCCGAGUGCAUCUCAGCACGCUUCCGAACAUCGGAUGGCAGACAACACACGAGCUUGUUGCUCUGCAGCGGCUUCUGGGGCUGGUCCCGGCAUGCAAACUAUGUAGGGGACUUGUUGCUCAGUUUUAGUUCGUGUGCACUGGUCGGUAGCACAAAGGCUGUGGUGUGGUGGUAUGCCCUCUGGAUGCUUGUGUUGCUUGUUCAUCGGUGCAUACGUGAUGAGAGGAGAUGUUCAGUGAAGUAUGGAGACGCCUGGACUGAAUACUGCAAGCGCGUACCAUGGCGAUUUAUUCCUGGUAUCUGGUAA